GUGUCGAGGAUAGGCACCAGUGCUAUUUGUAGUACGUUUUCUUAAUCUUAAAUUAGCUCACAAUUUGUGCACCUGGACAAUUUGCUAGCAAAAUAGAAACAGGUGUGGUGGCACCAACCACCAUGGCCAGCUGCUGCUGGGCAGCAUGGCAACAGGAGUAGAGUAGAGUACUCCCAUGGAUGGGAGACUGCAAUGCAACAACAGAAAGAGUCAGGAAAAGCACCAUUUUGAGCCAAAAAGUGAGACCUCCAUUUUCAUUCAAUCUUCCAACAUACUACGGCGACUUCUCCUUCCCUUCCAGCCGUACCUCCUGCGCAAAACACUCCUCCAGCUUCAACCUCCCUCAUUGUCACCAGUACACAACACAAAUAACACCAUAAGCGAAAGCGCUCCUCCAAGACACACCUCCAUGGUCAAAAAGGCAACAACGAGGAAAGCAUCCUCAUUCUUCCAUGCUCUUCCACGCGACCUUCUUUGACACCAUAAGUGACCUCCACUGACACACCCGAAGCAACUGUCAACCUCCGUACAGUAUCCUCCAUACAAAAAGGUGAUGUUCUGACUGACACAUUGACUGGUUAUUACACCUACAGCACGUUCCAUACCAAAAUCGGUGACGUUCCGGCUGGAACCUUUACUGGUUACUUGACUGGUAAGAAUGUACAAGCGGCACCCAAUGAUUUAACACGUUUCAGUCUUGCGGGACGUUUUGUGACGUUCCGUGAUGUUUUGUGACCUUCCGCGAUGUUUUCAGAGUGUUCUCGUGACGUUUCAAGUUUCCAGUGAGAACACUAAAGGUCACCUCCACGUUAAUUCCUACGUGGCACCAGUACUGAGCGAGAUUUAAAAGAUUUUCCAUCCUCCUCGAGUCAACUUCCUCCCUCUCAUAAAUCUAAAUUCCAGGAUACCAAACAGGACUUAUUGUUGAGUCGCCCCAGGACACUGCCUCUAUUUAUAAGCGAAUUGUCCACCGGCAACUAAAGACUAUAGGCCCUCUGACACUUAACUCUUCUUUAAGGCAACUAUCUUCUAACCGAUGCGACUCCUGUGCAGCUUCGAAAACGAUUACCGGUACGCAUACCUUGACCGCAACUUCUACCUCUCGCGCGACUGCAAAGGCAAGAAGAUCAGAACCAAGGUAAAGUUCACGACCAAGUCUAGCGAGUACGACCGCGACCAGCUCACCUACAAGGUGACUCGGAACGCAGUAUUGGUAGUGCAGUACUGCAAGUGCCCGACUUGGGAAGAAAACGGAUACUCGAUCGCACGUCCGACAAGGACUGGGCGAAAAUUCUCCCAGGAACUUUCGUCUAUACAGCAGAAGCCUCACGUCCAGGACCGAUUCAUCGUUUUGUUUGCCCCUGAUCACAUCCAUCGUUCAGAAAAACCCGGUGUGAUUUUAAGUGACGGCCAAAAUCCGGGAGUGCCCAAAUAUUCAUUGCAGGACCGCGACGAAAUUUACGGACUAGAGAACAGGUUCUACACUGGUUUGUCCCCACGAGACCUUGACGAUAUUGCCGUUGGAUUGGCUCCAGAUGUCGAUUGGGUCCAGGCAGGUGAAAACCACGAACCCGAAGAACCCGAAACCGAAACCGAAGACGCUCCUGAAGAAGAAGCCCAAGUGAUCGAAGUCGAAGUCAACGAAUCGAAUCCGGAACAGCGUCAAGUGAUUGUGUAUUUGCCUGAUUCCGACUCUGAAUAG
Molecule: messenger RNA, 1702 nt
Organism: Seminavis robusta
Lineage: Eukaryota; Bacillariophyta; Bacillariophyceae; Naviculales; Naviculaceae
Source: the annotation of a GenBank genome assembly